Acanthosepion pharaonis is the source of this 2463-nucleotide messenger RNA. The record is from the annotation of a GenBank genome assembly. NCBI's taxonomy places the organism in Eukaryota, Metazoa, Mollusca, Cephalopoda, Sepiida, Sepiidae.
AUGGCGAAGCUACUUCUACAUGGAGUUUUCAAGAGGCUUGCCAAUCCUACAAUGGUUGGCCAACACCUCCGGCAGCUACAUAUGACUGCAGCUGCAGCUCAGAAGGUGGCUAUGAGCAAAUUUGAACCCAACCAGUAUAUAGAUUAUGACAAAAUGGAAUACAAUUUAAAAAUUGUUAAGGAUAGAUUAAAUCGCCCUCUGACCCUCUCUGAAAAGGUUGUGUAUGGACAUCUGGAUAAUCCUAAAAAUCAGGAUAUUGUUCGUGGUGAGAGUUAUCUGAAGCUUCGACCAGAUAGAGUAGCUAUGCAAGAUGCAACAGCUCAGAUGGCUAUGUUACAGUUUAUAUCUAGUGGCUUACCACGUGUUGCUGUCCCUAGCACCAUCCAUUGUGACCAUCUCAUUGAAGCACAGCUUGGUGGAGAAAAGGAUUUAGCUCGUGCCAAAGAUAUUAACAAAGAAGUAUAUAAUUUCCUGAAAAGUGCAGGUGCUAAAUAUGGAGUAGGCUUUUGGAAACCUGGCAGUGGUAUCAUUCACCAGAUUAUCCUUGAGAAUUAUGCCUAUCCAGGAGUUUUAAUCAUUGGCACUGACAGCCACACCCCCAAUGGAGGUGGCCUUGGCGGUGUGUGUGUCGGUGUUGGAGGUGCCGAUGCAGUGGAUGUGAUGGCAGAUAUUCCUUGGGAACUUAAAUGUCCCAAGGUUAUUGGUGUUAAGCUAACUGGAAAACUACAUGAUUGGACUUCUCCCAAAGAUGUUAUUUUGAAAGUAGCUGGCAUUCUGACUGUUAAAGGCGGUACAGGUGCCAUUGUAGAAUAUUUUGGUGAAGGUGUCGAUUCUAUUUCUUGCACAGGAAUGGGAACCAUUUGCAACAUGGGAGCUGAAAUAGGUGCAACUACUUCUAUUUUUCCUUAUAAUCACCGUAUGAAAGACUACCUAGUAGCCACAAAGCGGAGUGAAAUUGCAAAUUUAGCUGAUUCAUACAAACAUAUACUCUCAGCUGACAAAGGUGCACAGUAUGAUGAUAUCAUUGAAAUUGAUUUGGACAAGCUUGAGCCCCAUGUUAAUGGCCCCUUCACACCAGAUUAUGCUCAUCCUAUUUCUAAAUUGGGAGAAAUUGCCAAAAAGAAUGACUGGCCACUUGAGGUUAAAGUUGGUUUAAUUGGUAGCUGUACCAACAGUAGCUAUGAAGAUAUGUGUCGAUCUGUGAGCAUUGCCAAACAAGCUUUGGAUCAUGGUUUGAAGAGUAAAGGAGCUUUUACUAUCACACCAGGCUCAGAACAAAUCAGAGCCACAAUUGAAAGAGAUGGACUCACUGAAAUUCUGAGUGCCAUUAAUGGACUUGUCCUUGCCAAUGCCUGUGGUCCUUGCAUUGGUCAAUGGGAUAGGCAAGACAUUAAGAAAGGAGAAAAAAACACCAUUGUCACUUCCUACAACAGAAACUUCACUGGGCGUAAUGAUGCCAACCCAGCAACUCAUGCAUUUGUUGCUUCUCCUGAACUUGUGACUGCAUUAGCGAUUGCUGGCACACUUGACUUUAAUCCUAUCACAGAUGAAUUGACAGGAGCUAAUGGUGAGAAAUUCAAGUUGGUACCUCCAAGUGGAGAUGAACUUCCUUCAAAAGGUUUUGACCCUGGCCAAGACACUUAUCAGGCCCCUCCUGCUGAUGGGACUGCAUUGACAGUUAAUGUCGAUCCUAAGAGUUUACGCCUCCAGCUACUCACUCCUUUUGAAAAAUGGGAUGGAAAAGAUCUCACAGACAUGGUUGUACUGAUCAAAGCCAAAGGAAAAUGCACCACAGAUCACAUCAGUGCAGCUGGAAAAUGGCUGAAGUUCCGAGGUCAUCUUGACAACAUAUCCAACAAUUUGCUAAUUGGUGCUGUAAACUAUGAUAAUGAUCAGCUUAACAACGUAAAGAACCAACUUACUGGUGAAUUUGGAGCAGUCCCUGAUACAGCAAGACACUACAAGGCUCAUAAGGUACAGUGGGUUGUAAUUGGAGAUGACAACUAUGGAGAGGGCAGCAGCCGAGAACAUGCUGCAUUGGAGCCACGUCACCUUGGAGGAAGAGCCAUCAUUGUCAAGAGCUUUGCUCGUAUUCACGAAACUAAUCUGAAAAAGCAAGGUAUGCUGCCAUUGACUUUUGUUGAUCCUGCUGAUUAUGAUAAAAUCAAAUCAACUGACAAAAUCUCAAUUCUUGGACUCGGUACUUUUGCUCCUGGAAAGCCCCUUAUAUGUGAAGUGAAACAUGUAGAUGGUUCUGUUGACAAAUUUAAUCUCAACCAUACAUUCAAUGAGGGCCAGAUAGCUUGGUUCCAAGCUGGCAGUGCACUUAACCGGAUGGCAACCAACAGACCAGACCAGCAUAAUUCCAACAAGCCGCCUCUUCCGCGUUCUGAUCUCCGAACUUCGAACUCAUCUGACGAACUCAAGCGUGCGGACAGCUUAUAUAGAGAGAGGCGGAGCUAA